Molecule: messenger RNA, 5657 nt
Organism: Oncorhynchus masou masou (cherry salmon)
Lineage: Eukaryota; Metazoa; Chordata; Actinopteri; Salmoniformes; Salmonidae
Product: rho guanine nucleotide exchange factor 10-like protein
Exons: 29
Coding region: 474-4526 (1350 amino acids)
Biological process (GO): SREBP signaling pathway; actin cytoskeleton organization; positive regulation of stress fiber assembly
Cellular component (GO): cytosol
Molecular function (GO): protein binding; guanyl-nucleotide exchange factor activity
Source: RefSeq, a predicted model, not a curated record
AAUGCGCUCAACACCCAACCAGCCAAUCAAGAGCCGGUUAACGCACUGCGGGGAGAGAGGGAGCGAGAGCACUAAGCAUAGAGAGAGGAGUUUCCUGAUCCUAGUGUGGGAGCAGCAACUAGUGACAGCCUUUGUUUGGCAAAAGCCAGAAGCUCAGAGCUAACCCUGUUGUAUGAGAGUGGACCGUACAGAGGACAUCUACAACCCUCCCUUGAUUUAGCUUCAAGGGAAGGGGCUUGGUCAUCAAGUCAAGUGAGGGUAUUAGGGAUGGUGGAGACUCGACAAACCGGCUUCGUUGCUAACACUUGGGGGUGUGCAGAGGAGAGUCCUUGGGAUUAAGGGCUGGAGGAAGGCUUUCGGCAGGCUGGUGGUAAUCUUUACAGAGAACAAGGAGGGUCUUUAAAUGCCUGAGGUUGACUCCUUUUGACUGCUCGAGAGAGAGAGGUAGGCUGAUGUGACCACAGAGUACACCAAUGGCUUCUCCACCCCCCCCACCCCCUCCAACCUCAGUGCCUAUGUCCAACAUGGCCUCUAAGAAUGAGGAGGAAGAGGAAGGUAUGAAGUUUGACUUUGACAACAGUGACGAAGAGUGCAGUACGACACCAGCGAACUCUGUCUCUAUCAUGGCCAAGGGCUUUGAAGCCACUGUGAUGGCGGGGCUUGCAUCAAAAAGGAACACAAUGGGCCCUAGUUCUGCCCAAGACCCAACAGUAAAGCCAAGGCUCAAUGGAUGGCCGUCUGCUGGAAAGGAGGACCAGAGCAUGCACUCACUCCCUCAUUCCAAUAGCUCAGAGAUGGCUGGAAGAAGGUCUCCUGAGGGCCGCUCUGAGCUGGGACUGUCAGGAGACACAGAGGGCUCCGGGAGAAGAAAUAGCAUUUAUGAAGCAGGAUCUAUGAAUGAGUGCUACUACACCCCUAUCUUAAAGGCUGACCACAUAGACACUCAGACAGGGAAACCUCCCCCUAUUCCUGAUGUAGGAGGUCCAGGUGAUGCAGCAAGUCCUGAAAAUGUGUCUAGUCCAGAGGGCCUGCAAAGUCCAGAUGGUCUGGCCUGCACAGACAGCCCACCCAGCCCCACCAGUCCCGAUAACGUCAUGACCGAUCCAACCCUCCGCCAUGACAUGACCAACUCGACCAGCCCUGAAGACAUCAUCAUGACUAGUCCAGAGGCCAUCUUUAGGACCAGUCGUCCAGAGGUCAUCUAUGAUGACGUGCCCUGUGAGAGCCUCCUCUCUCCUCUGGAAGAUGACAUCUACGAGGACGUCCAGAGGCCAGAAAGCCAUCAUGGUACCAACAAUGGAUGGAGCGACAGUGAGUUUGAGAGCUAUGAUGAGCAGUCAGACAGCGAGACCAAAAUACCCACUGUUGCCCGAAGCAGUAGUAAGGUCCAGAUGCUGAUGAAAGCAGCGCGAAAUGGCACCAAGGACGGACUGGAAAAGACAAAGUUAGCUAUGAUGCGUAAAGUCUCUUUCCUGCAGAAAAAAGAAACCGCGGAGGAGAGUGAUGAUGACGCUGGUUAUCUGGACGUGAUGGUGUCUGAAGUGAAGCACCCACCGCCCCAGCUGAGCCCUAUGCCAGAGGGGCUUACCACCCAACAGAUUAUCAGACGCCACAUCGUUGGUUCCAUUGUACAAAGUGAGAGGAGUUAUGUGGACUCUCUCAAGAGAAUCUUAGUGGAGUACCAGAAGCCCUUGCUUGAGCCAGAGGCCCGGAUCCUGAGCGAUAAGAAGGUGCGGCCCAUAUUUUACCGGCUGCGGGAGAUCCUGCAGUGCCACUCAAUGUUCCAAAUCGCCCUGGCAUCCCGUGUGGCCGAGUGGGACCUCAGUGAGAAGAUCGGAGACCUCUUUGUGGCCUCGUUUUCCAAGUCAAUGGUACUAGACGUGUACAGCGACUACGUCAACAACUUCACUAACGCUAUGGCGCUCAUCAAGAAAGCCUGCAUUUCCAAGCCAGCUUUCCUGGAGUUUCUCAAGAAGAAGCAAGUGUCAAGUCCUGACAGAAUCACUCUUUAUGGCCUUAUGGUUAAACCAAUCCAGCGCUUCCCUCAGUUCAUCCUGCUGCUACAGGACAUGCUGAAGAACACUCCCCGGGCCCACCCUGACCGCCUGCCCCUGCAGUUGGCCCUCACUGAACUGGAGACGUUGGCCGAGAGGCUGAACGAGCAGAAACGAGUCGCUGACCAGGUCGCUGAAAUCCAGCAGCUGGCACGCAGCAUUGGUGACCGUCAACUGAGCAAGCUCUUGAACUCAGACCAGAGGCAGCUGAUACUGUGUGAGGUACUGAUUGAGACAGUGUACGGGGAGAAAGGACAGGUCCUUAAGUCCAAGGAGCGCAAAGUUUUCCUGCUGAACGACACCCUCAUCUGUGCGAACAUCAACGUCAAAUAUGAGAAUCACGGCACUGAUAAUAUCAUAAAUGAACAAAGGGGUCCCCCUGAUGUCAGCAGUCUAGUUCCCAUUGGUCCUAAAUACACAGUGAAGUGGAGUGCCCCCUUGCUGCAGACGCAGGUAGUGGAGGUGGGACAGGAGAGCUUCCAGAGCAAAGAUACUGGGAAACGGCCAAAUGUUGCUAAUGUUCCAGGUAAAGUGUUCCUGGGACCUCCCAGACUGUACCAGGAGCUGGAGGAGCUACAACACGACCUGUAUGUGGUUGAAAACAUCACCCUGCUGGUGGGGACUUUACAAGGCACCUACCAGAACCUGAACACAACAGUAGGGCAGGACUGGUGCCUUGCACUGCAGAGGCUCAUCCACAUCAAAGAUGAACAGAUCCAGUGUGCCAACAAGUGCCGCCUGCGGCUGGCUGUGCCAGGCAAGCCUGACAAAUCUGGACGACCGGUCAGUUUCAUGGUGGUUUUCAACACUCCCAGUCCCCUCAGCAAGAUCUCCUGGGUCAACCGCCUACACCUCGCCAAGAUAGCCAAGAGGGAAGAGAACACGCCAGGCUGGGUGUUUGCAGAGGAUGAUGGGAAGACUAGACAUCCAUUUUGGUGUCCCCUGCUAGCCUGCCGACUUCCCAUCUUCUCCUCCAAAACACAAGACCAAAAGCUGGAGACUGCGCUUCACAACCCGGUCCAAUGUGCCCUGCUGGCAUUCUCUGCAGCCAGCACCUCUCUGCCACAGGGCUACCUUUGGGUGGCCAGUGGAGGUGACCGCAACCAUGGUCAAGUGGAAAUCUUCUCUCUGAACCGCUCCAUGCCGCGCAUGGUCAAGUCCAUCCAGAUGGGGGCGCCAGUCCUGUGUCUGGAUCACGUGAUGGAGCCUUGUCCCACAGAGGAGGAAGGGGAGGGGGAGGCUGCUGUCAAGAGCACAGCCAGGACUGGCAACACCAUCUGUGUAGGCCUGCAGGAUGGCAACAUUCAUGUGUACGGUACCGUGGACACUUCGACCCAGUGCCUGCUGACCUUCUCCAACCCAGACAGUUGUCCAGUUCUGUGCCUGAAACACUCUGCCUCCUUCCUGUUCGCUGGGCUGGGGAAUGGAAAAGUGUCUGUUUAUGCUCGGAAGAGUGGAGAGGGGCUGUGGGACCCUGAAUCGUGCAGGCUGGUGACUGUGGGUAGUGGCCCCAUCCGCACCCUCCUAACCCUAGAGAAUGCUGUGUGGGCCAGCUGUGCCAACCACGUCACCGUCAUCCAGGGCUCCAGCCUCCACACACAGAGUUUUGACGCGCACCCUGAGCCACUGGUCAGUGUGAGUCACAUGGUGCGGGCGGGGGGAGGGGUGUGGAUGGCCUUUUCCGAGGGCUCGUCCAUCCGCCUGUUCCACACGGAGACACUGGAGCACCUGCAGGAGAUCAACAUCUCCACACGCUCCACCUUCCUCAGCCCAGGGCAGCAGGGCAGCGUCCGGGUCACCAGCCUACUCAUUUGCCAGGGGCUGCUGUGGGUGGGCACUGCCCAAGGCAUCAUCGUCACCCUGCCCGUGCCCAAACUGGAGGGUAUCCCCAAAAUAACAGGUAAAGGGAUGACGUCUCUAAACGCUCACUGUGGCCCUGUGGAUUUCCUUGUGGUCACCUCCAGCACCCUGUCCCCAGACAUGCUCAAACGGGAUUCUGUCUGCGAGACUGCCGACCAGGCCAAUGGGGGAGCGGGAGGAGGAGAGGGUGGGGAGCGGAGGAAUGAAUUGUCCCAGGAGUCACUCUCGCAACCUGACUGCUCCUCCCCUCAGGGAGAGCCCUCCAAGGCCAAGGGAAUGCUGCUUCAGUAUCGCCUCCGCUCAACCACCCAGCUGCCCGGAAAGCUGCUGACAGCCGAACCCGACCAGAGCCCAUGUGACGCCCCACCGGAGACCCCGGAGCACAGCCCUGAGGAUGGCUCUAUCUACGAGCUGAGCGAGGACCCUGAGGUAUGGGUACGGGGGCAGCCCCCGGCCAGGGAGGGGCGUGGGAAGGACAAGGUGACCUCGGCUGCAGUCUUCUCCGGAGGCAGGGGGUUCCGUCGACUUGGGGAGGAGACUAUAGCAGCCAAUGGGGACCCAGAUGAAAGUACGCUCAUGGUUUGGCAACUCCCACUAACAGUGAGUCCAUGAGGAUACAAGACUGAUUGGACGAGACGAGAGCUGGCUCCGCAGGCUCCUCCCACUCGCCUGAUGUAUUGCGUGCUCUAUGAAGAAGAGACUAUUAAACAAUAUAUAUUCAGGAUGACUAGACUGUCAGGAAGGGCUAUACAGGAUGGUACAUUCCUCUACCACCUUGGUGGUUGGAUUUCUGGAUGGAGUCUGAGGGAGUAGUGGUGUGCUGCAAACUGUGUUUGACAUGUUUUCGGACCUCACACACACUCCUCCCAGCAGAUGCUUCUUCAGUCUGGCAGAUCUAGACCAGGGGGUCUCGUCAAAUGGAAUUUGAGGAGGUUCACUCAACAUGAUUUUGCAUUUUGCACGUUCUUGAAAAAAGUAUAAUUGACAAGUGAUUGAAAAGUGACAGUUACGAAUGUUAGAUUUCGAUUUUCUUGUUGUCACUCUAAUUGACUCCUAUUGCCAGUGUAUCACGUGUGUUGCUAACACAGAACAUGACAGCUAAUGUUAAUGUUCGGGUGUAUGGGAGCAUGUUUAUAAAGUACUUCUAAACUCUUUACACCCCCCCCCAAAGGGUACGUUCAUGUAAAGUGUUACCAGUUAACUUAAUGUAAAGUAGAGAUACAGUACACUGACAGGUAUCCCGCUUUUGGGGGAAAAAGAGAAAUCUACAUAUAACAUUUCUCUAAAAAUCAACUUGAUGAUCAACAUACUGUGUAAUAACAUCUUGUCCUGUCUUUCUGUGAGAAUUUUGUCUAAUGUCCUGUUUUCCAUUUCAAUAAUCCAGAAGAUGUGAAGAAGAAGAAAAAGCACCAAGGGAAAGAAUGUCUCAGCUACUUUAUGCUUGACAGGUACUUAUUUUGGACAGUGUGUUUACAGUGUGUUACUUUUGUUAUUUGAAUAAAGAGAUCAUGUUCUGGUACAAGCUAUUUUGCUGAUUUUUGCCAACUCAGUGAAUGCCUUUGGGGAGGCAGUUGAGAUACAAGCUAACAGACUACUAUUAUUAUCUUUGACACCGAGGGGGACGUGUGUGUGUGUCAAAAAAUACAUGUGAAAAGUUUUUUUUUUUACAAACAAAUGUAUGUCAAGUAUUAAAAUACAUUUAAAAAUGCAUACAAAAUAAAUUUGGCCAAUGUUUUUAUAUUU